AUGUUGUCAACCGUGAGAGUCCCUGAUUUGAAUGAUUCUAUUUCCUCCCGCAGGAGCUUUAUCGUCGGAGGUGGUAUAGUUGGCGCUUCACUCGCCUAUUUUCUUUCAAAAGAAGACAAAGACCUUGAGAUUGUUCUCGUCGACAAAUGUCUUGACAAGCUCCUCGGAUCCACCGGUCAUGCUCCCGGCUUUGUGGGCCAGCUCAAUGAGUCGCCCAUCUUGACUAGCCUUGCUAAAGAUACUGUCUCGGCGUACCUCAAAGUCCCUGGUGGUUUCAAUGUCGUGGGAGGACUGGAGCUAUCGUCAACACCUGACGGCGUCGAGACACUGCAUCGCCGAUGUGACCUAGCACGAUCUAAUGGGUUGCCCGCCGAAAUGAUCACACCAGAAUUUGCUGCCUCCUUGGCUCCCGAUUUUAUUGACCCCCAAAGUGUCAAGGCUGGUCUACUCUUUUCAUCAGAUGGAACAGCAAAUGCCCAAGAUAUCACCCAUUACUACAUCAAAGAAGCUCGGGCGAGAGGUGUCAAUUUUCUCGAAGCCACAGUGACGGGCCUUGUAUCUACAGGCGAUCAACUGACUGCCCUACAAUCUUCACACGGGGACAUCCAACUGAACGGCAGCAUGGUUGUACUCGCGACAGGCGUUUGGACUUCGAGUCUGAUAAAUGAUGUAGUCCAAAUUCCGGUGCCUAUUAUCCCGGUCGCUCAUCCAUAUACCUUCAGUGUCCCUCGAUCUCCCCGAUCCGGUCCAAAAUAUCCAUUCGUCCGCUGGCUAGAUCAUCACGUUUAUGCCCGAGAUCACGGUGACCGCGACGGUUUAGGCAGCUACGAUCACCCACCAAUUCAGGUGAACCCAACUGACAUGGCAAUCGGCGCUUGGCCUUCCCACUUUGAACAAGUUCUGUCCGAAGCUACAACUCAGUUGAAGAAUGGCCAGAAUUUCCUGCUUGAUGGACCCAGCGCAGACCUGGAGGAGAAGCGUCCUUUCAAUGGUAUCUUCGCAGUAACUCCGGAUAAUCUUCCGCUUGCGGGACCGGUACCUGGCAUAUCUAACAUGUGGCUUUGUGCUGCAAUUUGGGUUACAACUGCUGCUGGUACGGCCCAACUGAUAUCGAGACGCAUUUUCCAGGGAGCUGAGCAGAUGAGCCCUCAAGAUGAGGUUUUGCUAAAGGCUCUAAGUCCCAGUCGUUUCCAGGGGCUCGACGCAAGUGUGCUUGCAACUCAGGCAUUGCAGCGUUAUAAUGACAUUUAUAACAGAGAGUUGGAAUAG
Messenger RNA from Penicillium odoratum, 1269 nucleotides. RefSeq names its product NAD(P)/FAD-dependent oxidoreductase. Gene Ontology annotation, cellular component: cytoplasm. The transcript has a single exon. The record is from RefSeq and is a predicted model, not a curated record. NCBI's taxonomy places the organism in Eukaryota, Fungi, Ascomycota, Eurotiomycetes, Eurotiales, Aspergillaceae. Bases 1 to 1269 code for a protein of 422 amino acids. Gene Ontology annotation, molecular function: oxidoreductase activity.